AUAAAAUGUUGGAUUCAGUAUGUAAAAAACAUAAAAGGUCAAAAAAAACAAAAAAAUCUUGGAGAAAACAUGCAGAUAUAAAAGAUGUUGAUAAUUUUCUAGAUAAUUUAAGAUUAGAAGAAAGAUUAGGGAACCUAUUUUCUCAUAAAAAAAAUGAGGAAUUAUUUACUGUUGACAAAAACAGAAACACUUAUAAUCCUAUUAAAAAUAAUAAUUUAACUAAAUCACAAUAUAGGGAGUUAUUAAACAAUUUAGAACCAAAUUGUUUUGCUAUUUUAAAAUCAUUUACAGCAGUUCCAGAUCCGAUUGUAAAAAGAAACUGUGUUAAAACUAAAGAGAAAAAGAAAAAUUAUAUAUUCAAGCAAUUAAAGAAUCAGUUGAAUUUAAAAGAUAAAAUAUUAAUACAAAAUGAAUUAUCAAUUCAAAUAAAUAAACCCAAGAGGGAUGAAUUUAAUAUUGAUAUUUGGAAAGAAAAAUCUAUUGAAUUUGAUUUUAAAAAUGGAUGGCUUAAUAAUAAUACCAGAAAACACUUAUUAAGAAAUUCAGGUGAAAGGCAAAAAAGAAUACCAAUUUCAUUAUACAAGAAAUCUCUUUUGCCUUCAAUUAUUAUGCCACAUCCUGGUACUUCUUAUAAUCCAUCCUACAUUGACCAUAAAAAUUUACUUCUUCAAAUAGCAAUGGAAGAAAUGAAAUUAAUAAAAGAAGAGAAACAUUUAAGUAGAGUAACAAAAAAAGUGUUUCAUAAGCAAACAAAUGAUAAUGAUUUGAGUGAAAUGUCUGAAGGACUAUGUAUUGAUAAGGGGAAAAAUUAUAUUACACAUAAUGAAAACAGUGAGCAAAAUAUUCAAUCUAUUAAUAAUCUUAUAAAUAAUGAAGAUAGUGAGCAAAAUAUUCAAUCUAUUAAUAAUCCUAUAAAAAAUUCAAAAAAAUCUUUAAUACAACGCCGUAGACAAAAAGAACAACAAAACUUACAACAACAACAGUUAAAACAAAAGGUUGAAAAGAAAAAAAUAGUAGAUAUUUAUCAUCUUAAUAAUUUAAAAAAUCAGAUUAUUAAAACUAAAAAAAAAGAAAAAUUCUUACAUGAAAAAAGAUUAAAAAUGAAAGCUAAAAGACAACUUGAGCCAAAGAUAUUAAGUAAAAACAAGUUUGAACCUUUAGAACAAGAAUUUCAAAUAGAACAAGAAUUGUCAGGCAAUUUAUGGUGUACUCAACCUAUCGGUAGCUUAUUAAAAGAAAGAUAUAAAUCUCUUCAACAAAGAAAUAUUAUUGCUCCUGGUAGACUUGUAUUGUAA
Messenger RNA from Ceratosolen solmsi marchali, 1295 nucleotides. RefSeq lists its product as uncharacterized. The record is from RefSeq and is a predicted model, not a curated record. Bases 6 to 1295 code for a protein of 429 amino acids. Gene Ontology annotation, biological process: rRNA processing; ribosomal large subunit assembly. Gene Ontology annotation, molecular function: 5S rRNA binding. NCBI's taxonomy places the organism in Eukaryota, Metazoa, Arthropoda, Insecta, Hymenoptera, Agaonidae. Gene Ontology annotation, cellular component: nucleolus. The transcript has 2 exons.